Molecule: messenger RNA, 2559 nt
Organism: Strongyloides ratti
Lineage: Eukaryota; Metazoa; Nematoda; Chromadorea; Rhabditida; Strongyloididae
Exons: 4
Coding region: 1-2559 (852 amino acids)
Source: RefSeq, a predicted model, not a curated record
AUGCAAAAUAAUUACGAUUUUCCUGAUCAUUCAAUUCAUGGUUUGCCUAAACAACAUUCUAAUAGAUAUGAGUAUUCUAAUCAAAUGACCUCACAAUAUUAUCAAGAAAUGGAAGAAUCAUCAACAAAUGAAGGUAGUGGUAAUGAAGACUAUCCAAAUUUAAUGAAAUGUGAUAAUUUUAAUAAUCAAUCUCAUCAACAACAAAUGCCACAUUCUUAUGGUGGAUCUAGGCAUAUUGUAAUGAGUGGUGAUUUUUACAAACAUGAAAACAGUAAAGUUACUUAUCAACCAAAAAAUAAUUUUUAUUCAAAUCCAAUAAAUUUUCAUCAAAAAAAACCCAUAUUUCCAGAAAUGGUAAAUGAAAACAAUAAAAAAGGAAAUGAAAAUUUUAGAAAUCAACCUCCAACAAAACAAAAUAAUUGGCAACCAAUACAAGAAAAUUCUAAUUCACAAACAAAUUCAAAUAAUACUAAAAUUCAAUUAAAUAGAAUUGUCACAUCACAAUCAAAAGUUGAUAGAAUUAAUGUUGAUAAAAAUAAUCAAAUGGAAUAUCCUCAAAAACAAAAUAUGCAACCAGUUUCUAAAGUUCAAUCAGUUGUUCAGUUAAUGAAUAAGUUUGAAAAAUCUAUUGAUACCUCACCACCAUCAAAAAAUAGUCAAAAUAUGAUUGGUAGUGGUAACAAAGUAAAUAUAAAACAACAACCGUUACCAUAUUUAUUAAAUUAUAAUGAUGAUAGAAAAGAAUCUUUACAUGAAAAAAUGGAAAAUAAAAAUACAAGUGUUGGAAAAGUUGCAAAUACCGUUAAACAACUUCAACAAAAAUUACAUCCACAUUUAAAAAAUAUUAAUGAAAAUGAAAAUAAAAAAAAAUUUUCAACAUUUAAUAAUCAAAAUACAGAUUAUUCAUUAAAAAUAAAUGAAAAUAAUGAUAUAAAUGAUAUUUUACCAGAACCUUUAUCAUCAGAAUCAAGUGAACUAUCUGAUGAUGCUAAAAGACAUUCAAUAGAAUAUGAUUUUAAAAAAGAUGAACAAAUAAAUGAAAAAAAUAAAAGAAUUAAUACAAAAGUAACAUCAACAUUAAGCAAAAAUAUGGCAAAAGAAGCUAAAAUGUUAAUGGAGUAUUUUCAAAGACGUCGCCCUUUAUUAAAUUAUCUUGGUGUUGGUUUAUCUGAUCAACUAUGGGAACAAGUAAAUUCUUUACCACCAAAAAUUGUAAGAUUAGUUUAUGCUGAAGAUAUAGAAAAUAAUUCACAAAAUGUUAAACAAAAAGAACUACCAAAAUUACUAAAAAGAUUAAGUGUUAGAAAUUCAAUAAGACAAGAUCCAAGAAAAAUUGCUUUAAAAAAAAAAUUAUUACAAUCAAAAAUAGAUAAUCAAAAUCAUGAUUCUAAUUAUAGUAAAAUUGAUAAAUCAUUAAAAAAACAAAUUAAAGAAGCUGUGACUAAAACUUUACAUGAACCACAGGACAAUUAUCAAAUUGAAAAAGAAAAAGCUAUGUUAAAUAGAAAUGAAAAUAAUUUAAAUUUUCAACAACAACAAUUUAAUAUGAAAUAUAAAUAUAAUUAUCACAAACAGAUGGAUACAUUUGAAAAUCAGUAUGAAGAAGAAAGUUCAGAAGAAAAUAAUAAUAGAUUUAUAGAACAUAGUAAUAAAGAGUUUUAUAUGAAUUUAGAUAAUAUCCAUGAAAAUCAUGAUAAUUUUGUUGAAGAGGACCAUGAUUAUAUUGAAGAAGGUAAAAAUAAUUUUGACAAUUCAGGAACUUUUCAAAGUCUUGAUACAAAAACAGGUAGAUUUACUAAGAAAUCUGCUGCUGCAUUAAUUGCUAAAAGAAAUGCUAAUGUUACUGAUUCUGUAAUAAAUACACCAAUGAAAAGUAAUAGUUCAUCAUCUAUUUCUUCAAAACACAAUAUUCCAAAUAUUAUUAAUGAAAGAAAUAAUCAAGAAAAAAAUAUUCAUAAUGCUGGUUCAUAUGAAAAAGAAAUGUGGAAUCAAAAUGUAACCACACCUAAAGAAUAUUUAUAUAAUAUAAUUGAAAAAAAUGUAAAAAAUACAAAUAAUUCAACAGAACAAAGACAAUAUGUUCGAUCAGCUAAAUCUGUUGAUCAAUUAAUAUUUGAAACAUCUAAUGAUGAUGGGGAUAUAUUUGAUGAAGAUAGUUUACCAAAUUUUGAUACUAGAAAUUCUAAAACAUUAUCAUAUCAACAACUUCAAAAUAAUGAAUUUGAAAAUCAUUUAGAUGUUGAUGAAUUAGGAAUGCCAAGAAUUCCACCUCAUAGAAAUUAUAUAAAACAUCCAACAAUAACAAAAGGAAUAAAUGAUAAAUAUGAAAAUGAAUCUAAUUAUCAUAAUAAUUAUCCAAAUAAUCAAUUUUUAUUUACAGGUGCACGUCCAUACAUACCAAAACAAGGAGUAUCAUCUAAAAAUGUAAUAGAUUAUUCAAAUAAUACAUUAAGAGAAAAAAAAAAAAAAAAAAUUAGAAUUAUAUCUAAAAAAGGAACAUGGAGAUUACACGGUUCAUUAGGAAAUUUUUUUAAAAAACGUGCUGCUAUAAGAUUAUAA